Messenger RNA from Capsicum annuum, 908 nucleotides. Its product is annotated as protein HYPER-SENSITIVITY-RELATED 4. The record is from RefSeq and is a predicted model, not a curated record. The transcript is spliced from 2 exons. The coding region runs from base 225 to 617 and encodes 130 amino acids. NCBI's taxonomy places the organism in Eukaryota, Viridiplantae, Streptophyta, Magnoliopsida, Solanales, Solanaceae.
AAGCAUUUCAAUUGCAAUGGAGUAACUAUUGCAUUUGCCUUGAUUCUUCCAAUUUCUCCCUACGUUUGAUUUUUUUCUUCACAUGACAAAGUCAGUCAUACCCAUACUCUAUAUUUCCCUCUUAUUGUACAUAAGAAAACAAAACCCAACCUUGCAAAGCAAGAAGAAAUUUAUUGCUUAUUACUACCACUACUAAUUAGAGAGUAAUUUUAAGCAUAAAAUCCAUGCCAAUUUUAAGUUCAAUAGCCCUUGGUGUUACAAUAGCCGCAAGGCUCCCUAAAGUAGUCAAUGACUACCGAGCUCUCUUCUCCCUAAUCAAGAGAUGCUCCUCAAAGUUCUCAAAUAAAGUCACGAUGGUGAUUGACGAAUUCGAUGGACAGGGCAAAAACGAAAUUUAUGAAGCUGCUGAGAUCUAUUUAUGCAACAAUUUGUCUACAAAAAAUCGAAAAAUCAAAGCAAGUAAGACGGAGAAGGAGAAGAAUUCGAUCAAAGUCACGUUGGAACAUAAUGAGAGAGUGAAACAUGUUUAUGAUGGGCAUAAAUUCAAGUGGACUUGGCAAGAAUUUAAAUGCUUUGAUCAUCCUAAAGACAUCAAUUCUGUUUUUAGAUCUGAGUGAAGUUGUUUGGAGAAGAAGAACCUAGCUCAUAAAAUUAGAAGAUCCAUCGUGUUGUAUUAGGACCUAUUUGGAAAGUCAUCCUGGUUAUUGGAAUUGUAAUUUGAUGUAAUUACACAAUAUGGCAUGUUUGGUUGGUUAGAUAAUUACUUGGUUAGCAUAUAAUUAAAUGUAAUUGGUGGAUAAUUACACUCUUCAAUUAUCAGGAGAUAGUUGUGAAUUGUUGAUAAUUACAUUGUGUAAUUGCAAACUAGUUACUUUAUAAUUUCUUUAAUAGUUUUGAAUUGCCGGUAA